This is a messenger RNA of Arabidopsis arenosa, 3965 nucleotides long. The record is from the annotation of a GenBank genome assembly. Lineage: Eukaryota; Viridiplantae; Streptophyta; Magnoliopsida; Brassicales; Brassicaceae.
UGUAGGAAGUAUUCGGAACCAAUGGGUCGGAGGAAGCCGAGUAGUUCUCGAGGUGGAGAUGAUGAGCAACCACCUCUCGUUGGUGCUAAAUCUAAUAAGAAAGCUGUUCAAAUUGAUGAUGAUGAUGAUGAUGGUGAGUACUCCAUAAAAACUGAGGAGCCUAGAGUUGAGGAAGAGAAAGUUGUUAUCACUGGGAAGAAGAAGAGUAUUAAGAAGGGUACGCAGCAGCAGGAGGAGGACGAUGAUUUUGCUGAGGUUGUUCCCGAGAAUGCUUUUGUAGGGAAGAAGAAAUCGAAAGGUAAGAACGGAGGUGGCUCUGUUAGCUUUGCCCUGCUUGCUGAUAAGGAGGAAGAGGAUGAUAAUGAAUCUAAUGGUGACAAAGAUGAUGAACCAGUUAUAAGUUUUACGGGUAAGAAGCAUGCAUCUAACAAGGGUAAAAAAGGCUUUGCGGUUUCAGCUUUUGAUGCCCUUGGUGGUGAUAAGGAUGAAGAGAAAGUGGAUGGUGAUGAGGAACAAGUGUAUCCUAUCAUCUUCUCUGGUAAGAAAAAGAAGUCCUCCAAAUCUUCUAAGAAGACCACUAAUAAAGUUGCUUUGCUUGAUGAGGAAGAAGGGACAGAUGCUUCGACCUCUAGACUCGUCAAAAAUACAAUGGGAGAUGAAGAGAGCCUCGAAAUCACGUUUUCUGGUAAAAAGAAGGGCAGCAGUGUUUUGGCCUCAGUAGGUGAUGACUCAGUUGCCUACGAAACUAGUCAAGCUAAAACUCCUGAUACUAAGAGUGUGGAGGUUAUAGAAACUGGAAAGAGUAAGAAAAAGAAGAAGAAGAAUAAGAGUGGAAGGACAGCAGAGGAAGAGUAUGAUUUUGACAAAGUUCUUGAAGAAUUUGGAGAAACCCCUGCUGCUGGAAGACCUGCUUCAUCGACGCCUGGAGAGGAGAAGGUUCAAGCUCAGCCUGGGCCAGUUGCACCUGUAGAGAAUGCUGAUGAGAAGGAAGGAGAAGAAGAGACUGUUAAGACUGCUGCAGCGAAGAAAAAGAAAAAGAAGAAGGAGAAAGAGAAGGAAAAAAAAGCAACCUCUUCUGUAGAGGCUAAGGAGGGAAAACAAGAAGAAUCAGUAACUGAGCCACUACAGGAGAAGAAGAAGGAUGCAAAGGGUAAAGCAGCAGAGAAGAAAAUCCCUAAACAUGUUAGAGAGAUGCAAGAGGCUCUUGCACGGCGGCAAGAAGCCGAAGAGAGAAAAAAGAAGGAAGAAGAAGAAAAAUUGAGGAAGGAGGAAGAGGAGCGCCGCAGGCAGGAAGAGCUUGAGGCUCAAGCUGAGGAGGCUAAGCGUAAGAGAAAGGAAAAAGAAAAGGAGAAACUGUUGAGGAAGAAGCAAGAGGGCAAGCUUCUAACAGCAAAGCAAAAGAGUGAAGCUCAAAAGAGGGAGGCUUUUAAGAACCAGCUGCUGGCUGCUGGUGGAGGUCUUCCUGUUGCAGAUAAUGAUGGUGAUGCUACUUCCUCAAAGCGUCCCAUUUAUGCCAACAAGAAAAAAUCUGCUCGCCAGAAAGGCAUUGACACUUAUGUUCAGAGGGAAGAUGAGGUAGAGCCAAAAGAGAAUCAAGCAGAUGAACCAGAUACUUUAGGUGAAGUAGGUUUAGCAGACACUGGAAAGAUUGAUUUAAUUGAGUCAACAAACACAGACGAGAAAUCAGAACCUGCUGAUGUUGCUCAGGAGAAUGGGAUUGAGGAAGAUGAUGAAUGGGAUGCAAAAAGCUGGGAUACAGUUGAUCUUAACCUCAAAGGUGAUUUUGAUGACGAAGAGGAAGAACCUCAGCCUGUGGUUAAGAAAGAAUUAAAGGAUGCUGUAUCAAAGGCACAUGAUUCAGGUAUGAGCAAGCCAACAACAGCUGUCGUAAAAGCUAUGUCUGAAGUGGAACAUGCUACGCCGACAAAACGUGCUAAGAAGGGUAAAGGCUUAGCUCCAAGUGAAUUUAUAGAAGAAGGUGGAGAAAAUCUCCGUUCUAUUAUUUGCUGUAUCAUGGGUCAUGUCGAUACUGGUAAAACAAAGCUGUUGGAUUGCAUCAGAGGAACAAAUGUACAGGAAGGUGAGGCUGGAGGUAUUACUCAGCAGAUUGGUGCAACAUAUUUCCCUGCCAAAAACAUCCGAGAGAGGACCAGGGAACUGAAAGCCGAUGCAAAACUUAAGGUGCCAGGUCUAUUGGUUAUCGAUACACCUGGCCAUGAGUCCUUCACGAAUCUGCGGUCAAGAGGUUCAAGUUUGUGUGACCUUGCCAUUUUGGUGGUUGACAUAACGCAUGGGUUACAGCCGCAAACAAUAGAGUCUCUAAAUCUUUUGAGAAUGAGGAAUACAGAGUUCAUUGUUGCAUUGAAUAAGGUGGAUAAGCUAUAUGGAUGGAAAGCAUGCAAGAAUGCUCCUAUCGUGAAGGCAAUGAAGCAGCAAUCUAAAGAUGUUACAAAUGAAUUUAAGAUGAGGCUGACCGGAAUUAUUACCCAAUUCAAGGAGCAAGGACUUAACACUGAGCUUUACUACAAGAAUAAAGAAAUGGGCGAAACUUUCAGUAUUGUUCCUACUAGUGCUAAAAGCGGGGAAGGGAUCCCAGAUCUCUUGCUGUUGUUGGUUCAAUGGGCUCAGAAAACAAUGGUUGAGAAGCUUGCUUAUGUUGACAAAGUGCAGUGUACUGUCCUUGAGGUCAAAGUUAUUGAAGGCCAUGGUACAACGAUUGAUGUUGUGUUGGUAAACGGUGAACUCCAUGAAGGUGAUCAAAUCGUCGGACCUAUUGUCACAACGAUUAGAGCUUUACUGACUCCUCAUCCAAUGAAGGAGUUAAGGGUGAAGGGUACUUAUCUGCAUCACAAAGAAAUAAAGGCUGCACAGGGCAUCAAAAUUACUGCCCAGGGCCUUGAACACGCAAUUGCUGGUACUUCCCUGCAUGUGGUUGGACCUGAUGAUGACAUCGAGGCAAUUAAGGAGUCGGCUAUGGAAGAUAUGGAAUCAGUUUUGAGCAGGAUUGACAAUAGUGGUGAAGGAGUUUAUGUACAAGCGUCUACAUUAGGGUCAUUAGAAGCAUUGCUUGAAUUCUUGAAGUCCCCAGCUGUAAAUAUACCUGUCAGUGGUAUUGGCAUUGGGCCUGUGCAUAAGAAGGAUAUAAUGAAGGCUGGAGUGAUGCUCGAGAAGAAAAAGGAAUAUGCUACAAUUUUGGCUUUUGAUGUGAAAGUGACUACAGAGGCUCGUGAACUUGCAGACGAAAUGGGAGUAAAAAUCUUUUGCGCUGAUAUCAUCUAUCGUUUAUUCGAUCAGUUUAAGGCUUACAUUGAGAAUAUCAAAGAGGAGAAAAUGAAGGAAUCAGCCGGUGAGGCAGUCUUCCCAUGUGUCCUUCAGAUUUUACCUAACUGUGUGUUCAAUAAGAGAGACCCAAUAAUCCUUGGAGUUAAGGUCCACGACGGUAUACUUAAGAUUGGAACCCCCAUUUGCGUCCCGGGCAGAGAGUUCAUCGAUAUUGGUCGCAUUGCCUCUAUUGAGAACAACCACAAGCCUGUUGACUACGCAGAGAAGGGCGAGGAGGUGGCGAUUAAGAUUGUUGCUUCAAAUCGUGAAGAACAGAAGAUGUUUGGAAGGCAUUUUGACAUGGAAGAUGAGCUUGUGAGUCACAUUUCGAGGAGAUCUAUCGACAUACUCAAAGCUGACUACAUGAAAGAAAUGUCGACAGAGAAAUGGAAGCUCCUUGUGAAACUGAAGAGAAUCUUCAAGAUUCCCUGAACAGUCAAAUGUCUACUCUAGAGCUUAAAAAAAACUCGCAGGCCUUGUUAUGUCGUGUCUGCAUGCUGCACAAAGCGAUUUAUCUUCCCCGAGAGAGCUUAAACCAAAAAUUGUAUUUGUUUUUGUUUAUUUUCUCCCUCAAAAGUGCUGGUUCGUUAACCUUCUCUUCAUGCUGGCAAAUUGCAGGGAAAGAAUAAGAAUCUUGAGAUACA